GUUCAACAUCACUAUCACCAUUUACACCAAGAUGCUGAGAUUAUUGGUUGCUCUUGUUGUUGUUGCCCUGGCUGCUGCCAUCAGAGAAGAUCUGAAUGGAGAAUGGGAAAUCUUCACUGAUACAUAUGGCAAGAAAUACGCCAGUGAAGCUGAUUCUCAGAUGAGACGAUUAAUCUGGGAAGAUAAUCUGAAAUUCAUUCAACUUCACAAUCUGAGAGCUGAUAGAGGUAUCCAUACUUACUGGUUAGGUAUGAACUCAUAUGGUGAUUUGACACGAGAAGAAAUCAUUACCAGAAUGAACGGUUACAGAAUGAGAAACAAGACUCUUGGUGCUACUUAUUUACCACCCACCCAUACCAACGACCUUCCCACCAGUGUUGACUGGAGACAACAAGGAUACGUUACACCAGUUAAAGAUCAGAAACAAUGUGGUUCAUGUUGGGCUUUCUCCACAACUGGUUCAUUAGAAGGUCAACAUUUCAAGAAAAAUGGACAACUUGUAUCCUUAUCUGAACAGAACUUGGUUGACUGUUCCAAACCAGAAGGUAAUCAUGGAUGUGGUGGUGGUUUAAUGGACAAUGCUUUCGAAUACAUCAAAACCAAUGGCGGUAUUGAUACAGAAUCAAGCUACCCAUACAUGGCUAGAGAUGGCCGAUGCCGAUUCAAGUCUAGCAACGUCGGUGCCACUGAUACAGGUUUCACAGAUGUCAAACGAGACAGUGAAUCAGAUCUUCAAUCAGCUGUUGCUACAGUUGGCCCAGUAUCAGUCGCCAUUGAUGCCAGCCGAUCCACCUUCCAUUUCUAUAAGACUGGUGUCUACAGCGAUACCGAAUGUAGCAGUAUCAGAUUAGAUCAUGGUGUUUUGGCUGUUGGUUAUGGAACUGAAUCUGGAAAUGAUUACUGGUUGGUCAAAAACAGCUGGGGAGAAUCGUGGGGUAUGGAAGGAUAUAUCAUGAUGUCUAGAAACAAGAAUAACCAAUGUGGUAUUGCAACUCAAGCCAGUUAUCCAAUGGUUUAAAUAUCGUCUAGUCUAGGCUAUAUCAUUAUUGUAUUGCUCAAUAAAUACUAAAUUUCAU
Lottia gigantea (owl limpet) is the source of this 1076-nucleotide messenger RNA. RefSeq lists its product as hypothetical. Lineage: Eukaryota; Metazoa; Mollusca; Gastropoda; Lottiidae. Gene Ontology annotation, cellular component: lysosome. The coding region runs from base 32 to 1018 and encodes 328 amino acids. The record is from RefSeq and is a predicted model, not a curated record. The transcript has 8 exons. Gene Ontology annotation, molecular function: cysteine-type endopeptidase activity.